CAGGCAGAUGUGCACUACCAAGAUGUCCUCCCUCGUGGACGCCUCGCCUGUCACCGCUGCGGAGCAAGAGGCACUGGUUAAACCAAAGCCGUUAUUGCUGAGGCUCCUGAGGUUAGCUGGCGCAGAAAAGGACACUUUUACCAUGAAGGAGGUAAUAUUCUAUCUUGGCCAAUAUAUUAUGUCUAAACAAUUAUAUGAUGAAAAACAGCAGCAUAUUGUGCACUGUGCAAAUGAUCUCCUUGGGGAUUUAUUUGGAGUACCAAGCUUUUCAGUAAAGGAACACAGGAGAGUAUAUUCAAUGAUUUCCAGAAAUUUGGUAGCAAUCAAUCAACAAGACUCAACACUUGCUGCCACACCUGAGGAUGACGCCAGAUUACAACUUGAAACAGAGAAUGUUUUAAAGGAAUCCAUGCAAGACUUAGAAGAGAGGCAAGCUUCACCAAACUUGGCUUCCCGUCCAACUACAUCCUCUAGGAGGAGAACGCACAGUGAAUCUGAAGAAAAUUCUUUAGAUGAUCCUCCUAGUGACAGAAGAAAACGACACAAGUCAGACAGCAUUUCCUUGACCUUUGAUGAAAGCCUGUCCUGGUGUGUAGUGAGUGGGCUGUGCCGUGACAGAAGCAAUAGCAGCGAUUCAACAGAUUCUCCUUCCAUAGCUGAUCUUGAUGCCUGCUCACUAAGUGAAAACUCUGAUUGGUUUGAUCAUAGCUCUGUUUCAGACCAGUUCAGUGUAGAGUUUGAAGUUGAGUCUAUUUAUUCAGAAGAUUAUAGCCAUAAUGAAGAAGUACAGGAGCUCACAGAUGAAGAUGAUGAGGUAUAUCAGUUGACUAUUUAUCAAGAUGAAGAAAGUGAUGCUGAUUCAUUUGACGAAGAUCCAGAGAUUUCCCUAGCUGAUUACUGGAAGUGCCCCCAGUGCAGUGAGAUGAACCCUCCACUCCCGCGCCACUGCCACAGGUGCUGGGCCCUUCGUGAGGACUGGCUGCCCGAGGAAAAGAGUGAUAAAUCGGAGAAAGGUAAAUUGGAGGGUUCUUUGCCCUUGGAGUCUGAAGAAGGUUUUGAUGUUCCUGACUGCAAGAAAGUGAAAAUGACUGAAGAUAAAGAGGCGGCUUUGGAGGAAAGCGAUGAUAAAGCGGUGCAAACCUGUGAGUCCCAGGAGAGCGAGGACUAUUCGCAGCCAUCCACGUCUAGCAGCAUGUUUUGUAGCAGUCAGGAGGACUUCAAGGAACCUGAGAAGAGAGAUGGUCAGGACAAGGAGGACAGCACGGAGUCCACCCUGCCUGUCACCAGCAUCGAGCCCUGUGUCAUAUGCCAGAGCAGGCCCAAGAACGGCUGCAUAGUACAUGGCAGAACAGGGCACCUGAUGUCGUGUUUCACGUGCGCGAGGAAACUGAAGAAGAGGAACAAACCGUGCCCCGUGUGCAGGCAGCCCAUACAGAUGAUCGUGCUCACUUACUUCAGUUAG
Messenger RNA from Tinamus guttatus (white-throated tinamou), 1462 nucleotides. It is a transcript of the gene MDM2, whose product is annotated as MDM2 proto-oncogene. Gene Ontology annotation, molecular function: identical protein binding; p53 binding; ubiquitin protein ligase activity. Gene Ontology annotation, cellular component: nucleus. Gene Ontology annotation, biological process: protein ubiquitination; negative regulation of apoptotic process; regulation of gene expression. Lineage: Eukaryota; Metazoa; Chordata; Aves; Tinamiformes; Tinamidae. The record is from RefSeq and is a predicted model, not a curated record.